AUGAACCAGCAACGCUUUGUAUCUGCCCUCCGUGAGCUCCUACCAUUGAGCGACAAUGAGCUGGAACAAGUCAUAUUAUAUGCUCGCGGACUCAAUGAUGCAGAAGCAGCUCAGCACUUAGAAAAUUUGCUUGGGAAUUCCCCAAAAUCGAUUGAUUUCAUCUCAUCCUUCCUUGAUUCACAAACAGUUGACGAUGGUGCUCAAAGUAUUCAAGCUACGACUAGUGAUCCGGAUUCUAAAAAGAUGAGACAUGAUACCGAAGCUCAUCCGCCACCAUAUGCCACAAUUUCGGGGUCUCAAACCGUGAGGGGAAUAAACCAGUAUGCCAUUGCUCACCACACGAAUGAUUUGAUUGAAGCGAGCAAGAUAAGGGCACAAGACGAGCAAGAAAUGAUUCAGUUGCUACAACGAGUUCAACAGGAGCAUCGCAUAUACAAUAGUGAAAUCGAGCCCGAACAUGACACGGGUUACCCAUGUGACUGCUCUAUUCACCAAUAUAAACUGAAGAAAUGGGUCCGACUAGGCAUACAGGAAAGAUGGGCAAAGGCUGUUAUGUAUCCAGGAGAGAGGUUCUAUAGUGACUGCGUAACCGGUUUGCUAUUCGUCACAAAUCAGUAUCAGUUAGGGGUUGGGUCUCCGUAUGGCAGUCAAACAACAACCUACUCACGAGGGCCUACGGCAAGGUAUCAUGCUCGAUUCAUUCGUAAAACAAAUGAAUUGAACCACAGGCUAAAUAGAGAAGCCCAAGCCAAGGUUGAUGCUAUGGAGCCUGAACCCUACUUAUGGGAUCAACCGGAACUGUCAUCUUCAAUGGCAGGACUUACUUUGGGUGACCAUAAAUCCACAGAGAGUGACCGACAAUCAAUACAAGAGCAAGACGCUAAAUAUUUAGAAAUAGGAAGUGACCCACAGGCUAAUACAAAGCCAAAAGCAACGUCUAGACUGGCAAACUUUAGAAAGGCCAUCGGCGUCAGAUCUACAGAAGAAAGAAAAAAUGAGAAAUCGAGCGUUCUGCGUGUUGGAAUCCUCAAGGAAGAGCUUGGACGGUGGCCAGAUAGCCAAUGGCGGCAACUAGUGACUGAAUACCAAGAGCGAAUCGGUAUUUCAACGAAGGUUGCCGAUCUCCGAACCAAUUGUCCUAUUCAGUACUUGCACCUACUUAGGGGUGGGUACUUUGAGCCCAUCCCUGUGCAAUGGGCAACCCACCCAUCGAAUCCUCUCAAGUUCAGAAUAGAAGCGGCAUCUGGAUGGAGAGGCAUUACUCCGUCCUGGAGAGGGUUUGAUGACUUGGCAGAAGAACGAUUGUAUUGGGUGUUGAAUCAUCGUAAGGGAUCGAGCGGAACUAGGAUGAAACCGGAUUUCAUAUCCACAAUGAAUAUGGCAAAUGAGAGAAUGGCUCGAGCAGUAGAGCCACCACCUAUUUAUUCCUCUGCUGAUGACAUUUGCAACCUUCAGCAUACAUCUGGAGGGUACUCCAAACAAGUCAUGCAGGCCCCAUUUGAACAAUACGACCGCCCCGAAUUGCCUACGGAUGACACGAUGAUUCUGCUUGAUGUUUCCGGUUCCAUGAAUUUCGAUCCUGUUCGUCCAAUAUACGAGCAAUACCUUAUUACUCGAUACGUAAGAGCUUCCCAACCUAAAAAUAAAGAUGUCGCCAGAUCAAUUAUCCGCCGCUUCACAGAGGCAAUAUCACAUGGCGACCAGCAUCAUGUAGAUGGGUAUGAUCUUGUCACGUUUGCCAAUGAAGCAGAAUAUAUGGGGACUAUCAACCAGCGAAACUUUGAUGAAGUGUGGCGCAACAUAACUUUCGGUGGAAGAACGCGUGUCAUGGCAGGGUGGCAGCAGGUUAAAGAAUUGCACUUCCAGAAACAUUCUCAAUCCGCCUAUUAUCACCCGGUUUAUGGAUGGAAAGCUGGUCCCGAAACUCCUAUGCUGAGAUUAUUGUUACUCCUAGAUGGUGAAGCCGUGGACAUGGAUGAGUUUGAGCUGGAUUUGUUGAGCCUCAAUUGGGCGCAUGUAACAAUCUUCUUGAUUGGCGUUGAUGGGUGUCCUCAUCAUCAUCGACAUGCCAAUGAGCUUCAACGAAUUAGUGAUGUCAACCGGCAUGUCUCAUUUAUUGAUGCGCAGGGCAAUAUUCCAGAGAGAUACGUGACACAUGAGCUGCUUAAGCGACAUCUAGGAUAUGACUUGUCGAUGGACGAGUUUAAACGGAUGGAAGGAUUACCGUCUUAUUCGGAGAUUUGA
Molecule: messenger RNA, 2244 nt
Organism: Talaromyces marneffei
Lineage: Eukaryota; Fungi; Ascomycota; Eurotiomycetes; Eurotiales; Trichocomaceae
Exons: 4
Coding region: 1-2244 (747 amino acids)
Source: RefSeq, a predicted model, not a curated record